Anolis sagrei ordinatus is the source of this 9531-nucleotide messenger RNA. It is a transcript of the gene GIGYF1, whose product is annotated as GRB10 interacting GYF protein 1. Gene Ontology annotation, molecular function: protein binding. Gene Ontology annotation, biological process: insulin-like growth factor receptor signaling pathway. Lineage: Eukaryota; Metazoa; Chordata; Lepidosauria; Squamata; Anolidae. Gene Ontology annotation, cellular component: cytosol. The record is from RefSeq and is a predicted model, not a curated record.
GAGAAGGAGGAGGGCGGCCAUUUUGGUUACAAACACAAACAAGCGGCGAGAGGAGGACGGAGCUCCCCGCGAGAGAGAGAGAGAGAAGGAGAGAGAGAGAGAGAGAGAGACGCGGAACCGCGCCGAGGCCACGCCUCCUCCUCCUCCUCUUCCCCCUCCCUCCCCCAGCAAAAGAGGUUUUCUCCAACGUGGACUGAGCCGCCGGUCUCUGUGGUGGGGGCCAAGGCCGCACCGCCUCCUGGGAGGUCUCCGGAGGCCUGGGGCCGGACUGGGCGCCGGAGCGGCUUCGCUGGGGUCAUUUGCGUCGUAGAAGAGGAGGCGCUGCGGCUGGCUGGGACUCUUCCCUCCUCCUUGCCUUCUCUCCUGCCGCUGUGCCAGCGCGCUCUCUGCUUACCCUACUGACUGCCUCUGCCAAUUGGGAAGAGUAGCGCUUGGGAGGCUGCCGUUGGGGUCCCCUGCUGUUGAAAGCAGCCUCACGACAGGAGGGUACGAUCCAAGGCAGAGUCUUUAAGGUUGUUGGAGAAGAAAAGGAAGAGAGACGCAACCAACGAGAGGAAGAGAGCGCAGCCAAGGAGCAGUAGGAUGGCAGCUGAGACCCUGAACUUUGGGCCAGAGUGGCUUCGGGCGCUCUCCAGUGGCGGGAGUGUCGCGUCCCCCCCUCCCUCCCCUGCCAUGCCAAAGUACAAACUCGCAGAAUACCGAUAUGGGCGGGAAGAGAUGCUGGCACUUUACAUCAAAGACAACAAGGUCCCAGAGGAAAUCCAGGACAAAGAGUUUUCUGCCAUUCUCCAGGAUGAUCCCCUACAGCCCUUGGCGUUGCUGCCAUUGACAGAAGAAGAACAGAGGAACUUCUCCAUGUCUGUGAAUAGCGUUGCUGUGCUGAGGCUGAUGGGGAAGGGGGCCGGGGCCGCCCCCGCUGGAGUCUCCCGGGGGAGGGGCAGCACGCGAAGCCGAGGUACGGAAGGGAGGCCAGGUGGGUGCUCACAGGAAGGCCGUGGCCGAGGUGAGAGCGGCUUUUACCAAAGAAGCAUUGAAGAGGCGGAAGGAGCAUUUGGCCGUGGAGCAGUCCGCGAGAUACACCGCAGCCAGAGCUGGGAUGACCGAGGAGAACGACGGUUUGAGAAGCCCAUUCGACGAGAAGGAGUCCGGGCUCCGUUCGAAGAGGCAGCCCCUCCAGGCCGGAAGGACUUUGCCCGCUCGGACAGCGACAAUUGGCGGACGCUGAGAGAGGAGCACGAGGAGGAGGAGGAGAGUGGCGGCACUGCUGGUGCUGCUGCUACGGCUGGGUUGGGGGGCAGCUGGCGGCAGAGCGGAGUGGCCAGGAGGGAGAGCGAGCGCUGGCGGUCGGCUAGCCCAGACGGAGGACCUCGUUCAGCAGGGUGGCGAGAGCACGGAGGUGAAGGGCGCCGCAGGAAGUUCGACUUUGACUUCCGGGAGCGCGAGGAUGAACCGCGGGGCGGGCGGCGCCAUCGGCACAACAGUGACAGCUUUGAGGACGACAAAGAUGGCCUCCCCGAGUGGUGCUUGGAAGACGAGGAAGAGGAGAUGGGGACCUUUGACUCCUCUGGGGCCUUCAUGUCCCUCAAGAAGAGCCCCAAAGAGUCAGCCCACGAAGAUCAGGAGUUAAGCUUCCAGCCCCUGCAAGAAGAGGAGGAGGAAGAGGGAGAGGGUGACGUGCCGGAGGCUCAGGACGGGAGCCAGAAGGGCAGUGGGGAGCUUCCUGUCAGCCCCACGGCCAAGGAGGGGCCAGAGAGAGAGCGGAAGGAGCCCCGGCAAGUGCCAGACGAGAGUGUGCCGGCCCCCCCUGGUGCCCCCUGGCGCUCCGGCCCCCCCUUCUCCAUGGCUCCUGCUGCUGUCGUACCAACUGGCGAAUGUGAAACGGCCGGCCCAGGAGUCUCCUCCAAAGCCGAGGGGCCCCCGAUGGCUGCCAGCAGCAACCAGGAGGCUGAAGCCAUGGACGGAGAGCCGGGCCUCCUCAGCCCGCCAACGCAGCUGAGCCCCGUUGCCAUCUCUGUUCUUCCUGCGCCAACGCCGUCGUCCACAGCCGCUGCUACUGCUACUACUGAAUUUGUAGUUGGGGACAAUGAGGACGAGGACGGGAUGAAGCACCUGCAACAGGAAGCUGAGAAGAUGGUGGCCUCCUUGCAGGACAGCUCACUGGAGGAGGAGCACUUUGCCCACGCCAUCGUGGACCACCGCAACACGGCCGCCGCCUUGCCGCUCUCCCAUGAAGCAGCCAUGAAGUGGUUCUACAAGGACCCCCAGGGCGAGAUCCAAGGUCCCUUCACCACGCAGGAGAUGGCCGAGUGGUUCCAGGCCGGCUACUUCACCAUGUCGCUGCUGGUCAAGCGGGGCUGUGACGAGGGCUUCCAGCCACUGGGAGAAGUCAUCAAGAUGUGGGGAAGAGUGCCUUUCGCUCCGGGUCCGUCGCCUCCGCCAUUACUGGGGAACAUGGACCAGGAGCGCUUGAAGAAGCAGCAAGAGCUGGCCGCGGCCGCCCACUACCAGCAGCUCCAGCAGCAGCAACUGCUCCAGCUGGUCAACAGCCGGCAGCAGUAUGCCCUCCAGCAGAAAGUGGCCACGGGAGACCUGACCCCCCAGCAGCUGACCACCUUCCUCCAGCAGCUACAGGCUCUCAAGCCCAGAUCCGGGGAGCAGGGGAUAAUUCCUUCUAUGAACCGAUCGAUAUCUGUGCCAGACACCGGGUCCCUGUGGGACGCACAUACCUCAGCCUCACCGCAAGCAGGCGGUGAGGCCAGCUUAUGGGAUAUUCCAAUUAAUUCUUCAACUCAGGGUCCAAGCUUAGAACAACUGCAGCUGCAACACAAAUUCCAGGAGCGGAGAGGCGCCGAACUCAGGGCCAAGCGGGAGGAGGAGGAGCGCAAGCGGCGCCAAGAGGAGCAGAAGCGGCGCCAGGAGGAGGAGGAGCUCUUCCGGCGCAAGCAGGCCCGGGCCGGCCCCGGCAACGCCUCCCACGUGCAGCUGUCCUCUUCCUCCUCGUCUUCCUCCUGGGGCCAGCAGUCGGUCAACAGCAACUCCUCCUCCCAGAACAGCUUCAGCAUCGCCGACAUCCAGAAGAUGGGGGACGCCCGGGCCUGCCGGGAGCUGCGGGAAAUGCGGGAAGAAUGUCGGCAGCAGGAGCUGCUCCUGAAGCUCCUCCAGCAGCAACAGCAGCAGCAGAACUCUCACCCGCUGUGGGGCAGCCUGGCCAAGCAGAACAUCUCCAUGAAGGCCCUGCUGGAGCUGCAGCAGGAGAGCGAGAGGCACCUGCAGAAGCAGCAGCAGCAGCAGCAGAGGGCCCAGCAGAGAGGGCAUGGCAGCCAUGGCCUGGCCAGCCUCUCCUCCUCGUCGCAGUGGGGGGUGGACUCGGGUUCGCUGUGGGGCGGCCAUGACAAGAACAGCUCCAUCAGCCUCUGGGAGGAGAGCGUGAAGAACGCCGGGCCCCUCGCCCGCAGCCUGGGCCUGAAGAACAGCCGCAGCAGCCCCUCCCUGGGGGACUCCUACGGGGCUUCCUGUCGCCAGAGCCGGAAGAAGACGGACGAAGAGGAGAAGCUCCUGAAGCUGCUGCAGGGCUUCCACAAGCCGACCCCCCAGGAUGGGUUCACCCAGUGGUGCGAGCAGAUGCUCCACGCUCUCAAUACCUCCAGCAACCUCGAUGUGCCCACGGCAGUGGCCUUCCUGAAGGAGGUGGAGUCCCCCUACGAGGUCCACGACUGCAUCCGCUCCUACCUGGGAGACACCCUGGAAGCCAAAGAGUUCGCAAAGCAGUUCCUGGAGCGCCGUGCCAAGCAGAGGGCCAACCAGCAGCGCCAGCAGCAGCAGGAAGCCUCCUGGCUGAGCCCCAGCAGCCUUCAGUCCCUUUUCCAGUCCAACCACAACCCCAAGCCACCGUCGUUUGAGAGCAGCCAGGCCCUGAAGAUCAAGCGGCGCCCCAUGAUGCUCCAUGCGGACCCCAGCAUCCUCGGGUACGCCCUUCACGGCUCCUCCAGCGAGUUGGAAACAGUGGAAGACUACUGACUGCGCUGCUGCGCCUCACAGCAAUAGGAACCUCUCUCCCAUCUUCUUCCUCCCUCCCUCCCUUCCUUUCUCUGCCGCUGCUGCCUUGAAUCUCACCCCUUUCAGUCCCGGCUGAAUGUGCACUGCGAGAGGCGGCCAUCUUUGUUGUGUUUUGGGGGGGGAGAGAGAGACACUUCCUCCUCCCCCUUCUCCUCCUCCCUUGGCCCCUCCCUCCUCCCUCCCAGGAGGAGUGGUCAGCGGAGGUCAGCGGUGGUCAGCGGCGGCUGCGGGUCAGUGGGGCCCGGCUGGAGGACGGACAUCCAAGCACUUCUUUCCUUACGAGAAAAAAAGCACCUUAAAGCGGAACAAAAAAGAACUUUUUUUCUGCCAUGCACUUUAUCAAAAGAGAACUCUUUGUGUUGUCAUCAUUUUCCUUUUUUUUACAGUGACUUGUUACAGAUUCAAAAAAAAAGAGUUUAAAAAAAAGAGGAAAAAAUACUUUUUUUGGAGUUUAUAGAAAAGACAAUUUUUUUAUAAAAAAAAGUUUAAAAAAAACCUACAAAAAGUUUAUCUUUAAAGAAAAACACUUAUUUUUCACACGGGGAAAAUCUAUCUAUCUAUAUAUAUACGUUCAGAAAAAAAACAAUGUGAGUGGCAUUUUUUUCACAAAGGCUUGAUAUAAAAAAAAGAUUUAUAAGACAAAAAAAACUUGAAGACCUGCACUUAGAGAAGAAGAAGAAAAAAAAGAGAAAAGAACUGUGUUGCUGUUUUUUUAAAAAAAUGAUAUUUUUCUUUCUUUUUGGGAACGUAUAGAUAAUGUGUAAAUACUGUUGAAGAACUCUUAUUCCGCACAGUAUAUUUUCUCUUACAAAGAGGCCAUUUUAUAUGAAAAUAUUUUUGUUUUUUGUUUAAUUGUCAGAUGGUUUAAUGUUGUCAGAAUUUUUUGUUUUGUUUUUUUGGUUGGAGAAUUUUUUUUUCUUGGGUUGGAGAAAAAAAAAGAAUUGCACAAAAAUGCCUCCUUUCCUUGUUUCCCUUCCUUAUGUUUUUGGACGUACAAUUCAAUUUCAAUGUAUUUUUUAUAUAAAAAAAGAAGAAAGGAAAAAAAUACAAAAAAAAAAAGAGAGAAAUGAAUUUCAAGACACACUAAAAGCGACAAUGAAGCGGGUCUGUUGCUGGUACCAGAAGCUCCCAGACUCCUUUCCUGCGGCAAACUACAAAUCCCAGCCAUCAGCUUCCAGUUUUUUUCUUCCAGGAAGACUUCCUCCUUCCUUCCUUGCUUCCUUCCGGAUCGUGCCCCGAACCUUUGGUUUCCUUCUGGAAUGUUCCACGGAUCUUUCGUCAGCUUCGAUCUUCAAAUAUAUUAUGAAUUCUGUCGGCAAACCUUCCAUGGACUUUUCGUCCACCUCGGUUUUCAAAUAUAUACGAUUUCUGUCUCUGCAAAUCUUCCACGGACUUUUCGUCCGCCUCGGUCUUCAAAUAUAUUACAAUUUCUUUGUCUGCAAAUCUUCCACAGACUUAUCGUCAACCUCGGUCUUCAAAUACAUUACGAUUUCUGUCUGCAAAUAUUUUUUUUAUUUUUUUUCUGGGUGUGAGAUGCACUUUUGGGAAGAAGAAGAACAACAACAAAAUACGUACAAGAAGAUUUGAAUGUUUCAAUGUGUUGUCGAAGGCUUUCAUGGCCAGAAUCACUGGGUUGCGGCACGUUUUUCUGGCUGUACGGCCAUGUUCCAGAAGCAUUCUCUCCUGAUGUUUUGCCCACAUCUAUGGCAACCUCUUACCGCUCAACCUGUGAGGAUGCCUACCAUAGACGUGGUCGAAACGUCAGGAGAGAAUGCUUCUGGAGCAUGGCCGUACAGCCCUGAAAACUCCCAGCAACCCAAUUGAAUGUUUAUGUUUUUUUUUUCCUUGUCUUACACAGAUGUUCAUCGAAACCAUACUGGAAGUAAGCUAGCUUGGAAUGAUUAUUUUCGGAGAAAGACUUGUGUGCAGGGAACGCUCUUCCUGUGUGCACUCAAAGCAGAAAUGAAUGUAUCCGAUGCGUCGCCGCCCGGGAGAAAAGCUGCCCGGCGACAAGCGUUUUCCGCCAUCUUUGUUCACAAGACUGUUGUGUUUUCGAGCCCCUCCUUUUUGUGUGUGUGUGUGUGACAUCUGAGCUUCCUUCCUCCCCAAAUUACCGCUCUUUUGGGGCAAACAUUUCCUUGUGGAUAGAUACAUACAUGUGCCUAUGUAUACAUCAGGUGUGUGCAAACUUGGGCCCUCCAAGUGUUUUGGACUCCAACUCGAACCAUUCCUAACAGCCUCAGGCCCUUUCCUUUUCCCCCUCAGCCGCUUAAACCUUUGUUUACAUUCAGAAGGACAAAACAAGGGACUUCCUUUCCAAAUCCCGGAUGAGCCCCCAUUAUUUGCUUAAGCGGCUAAGGGGCAGAAGGAAAGGUCCUGAGGCUGUUAGGAAUGGUGGGAGUUGCGUCCAAAACAUCUGGAGGGAGGGUCGAAGUCGGCUCGUGCCUGGUAUACAUACAUAGCCACGCACCCGAUAUCUUUACAGAUGAUUCAUCUUUUUAUAUCUUAUCUCUUGAUAUCGAUAUAUCGUAACAUAAUUUUGCUUGAAGAGAUCGGGGUGGGUUUUUUUUGGGGGGGUUACAAAUUGCGUAUGAUUUGAUUUCCUUUGUUUACAAUCUUGGUUUGUGGGGGAACUGGUUGCACACAGGGUACGCAGUCACAGCAGAGGGGGAGAUAUCUAUGUAUAUGUAGGUCUGCGGCACUCUUUCAGCCCAUAAGCAUCCCUCUGAAAUGUGGAACGUGUGUCGUGUAUAUCUCUGUGUAUAGGUCUUCGACACCCUUUCAAAACAUACAUACAUAUAGAUAUACGUCUGUUUGUCUUGACCCAUAAGAUCGCUCUGACAUAUGGGAAGUGUAUAUUUAUAUGUGUGUGCGUGUAGGUCUGUAACACUAUUUCAGCCCAUGAGCUUCUCUCUGAAAUGUGGAAAGUGUGUGUGUGAGUAUAUUUACAUACAUAUAUGCAUACACACACAUAUAUGUGUAGUUUGUACCACUCUUGACCCCUAAGAUCCCUCCGAAAUGUGGAAAGUAUAUCUGUGUAUAUGUGCACACACACAUGUUUGUAUGUAGGGCUGUAGCACUCUUCCAAUGCAUAAGCAUCCCUCCGAAAGGUGGAAAGACUGUAUCUGUGUGUACAUAUACAUAUACAACUACAUGAAAAAAAAUAUGUAUGUAUAUAUGGGGUCUGUGCCAGUCUUUGGAUCCUUAAGAUCCCUCUGAACGUGGAAAGUAUAUAUCUAUUUUGGCCCAUAAGCAUCCCGCUGAAAUGUGGAAAGUAUAUCUAUGUAUAUGUAUAUGCACACAUAUGUAUAUGUAAGUCUGUAACAGUCUUGCAAUGCAUAAGCAUCCCUCCGAAAAGUGGAAAGACGGUAACUGUGUGUGUAUACACAUACAUACACACCUACAUGAAUAUAUGUAUGUAUGUAGUGUGUGCCACUCUUUCGACCCUUAAGAUCCCUCUGAAAUGGGGAAAGCAUGCAUAUGUAUGUGUAUAUAUACACACACAUGUACAUACACACCUACAUGAAUAUAUAUAUGGUCUGUGCCAGUCUUCCGACCCUUAAGAUCCCUCUGAAAUGUGGAAAGCAUGCAUAUGUAUGUGUAUUCACACACACACAUGCAUAUAUAUAGGUCUGCUUGGCACUCUUUUGACCCAUGACAUUUCUCCAAAAUGUGGAUUGUGUAUGUAUAUAUGUAUGUAUAUAGGUCUGUCUUCCUGUCUGUUACCCUCUUUUGACCCAUGACACCCCUCGCCUUUGAAUUUGGGGUCAGGAAACUUUUGCCCCACUGAGCCUCUGCUUUGCUUUGGGGCUUUGGAAGGAGACGGACCCUCCUUCCCUCCCUAUAUUGGGUGCCAUGUUUUGUGCCCCCUCCUCAUUGUUUAUGUAGGUCUUCCCUCCCCCAAAGGGGCAAGGAGAACACCUCCCAAUGACAUCAUUUGGAGGCGCCAUGAAUGCUGUGAUGCUUUAACCCUUGUGUGUUUUUUAGGCAGGAAGCCUUCUCUUGUUUCCUUCCUUUGCUGAAAUAGAGGAGGAGGAGGAGGGAGGCCAUCGCUGUGAAAGUCAUUUCCAGGCUGUCUCUCUUUUCUCUCUGUUUUGGUCAGUAUUGAGCCACGGAGGGGGGCUGCAAAGGGGCUCCGAAACACCGCUCAAGUACUCUUUCUUCCAAUUGAGAAGCUGCUUCCUUGGUCUGCCUUUUUCCAAACAAGGGCUUUCCUGUUGUAAUGUCGUAGAGCGUUGGAUCCUCUCUUGGAUCCCAAUAUCGGAAUGGGUUGUUAUGGGGCAUGGUCAAACAGUCCUCCAGGUGUUUUGGACUUAAGACACCCAUAACAUAGGUAUGCUGAUGAUCUCUUGAUUAAGUUCCAAGAGGACAAAAGAAUGGGCCAACUUCAUCCCAACUUCCAAGUGUUUUGGACUUGGGACACCCAUAACGUGGGUAUGCAGAUGAUCCCUUGAUUGUCUGGUUCCAACUUUAUCCCAACUUCCAGGUGUUUUGGACUUGGGACACCCAUAACGUAGGUAUGCUGAUGAUCCCUUGAUUAAGUUCCAAGAGGACAAAGGCAUGGGUUAACUUCAUCCCAACUUCCAGGUGUUUUGGACUUAGGACACCCAUAACGUGGGUAUGCUGAUGAUCCCUUGAUUGUCUAGUUCCAACUUCAUCCCAACUUCCAGGUGUUUUGGACUUGGGACACCCAUAACGUGGGUAUGCUGAUGAUCCCUUGAUUGUCUAGUUCCAACUUCAUCCCAACUUCCAGGUGUUUUGGACUUGGGACACCCAUAACUUGGGUAUGCUGAUGAUCCCUUGAUUGUCUGGUUCCAACUUCAUCCCAACUUCCAGGUGUUUUGGACUUGGGACACCCAUAACGUGGGUAUGCUGAUGAUCCCUUGAUUUAAGUUCCAAGAGGACAAAAGCAUGGGUUAACUUCAUCCCAACUUCCAGGUGUUUUGGACUUGGGACACCCAUAACGUGGGUAUGCUGAUGAUCCCUUGAUUUAAGUUCCAAGAGGACAAAAGUAUGGGUUAACUUCAUCCCAACUUCCAGGUGUUUUGGACUUAGGACACCCAUAACGUAGGUAUGCUGAUGAUCCCUUGGAUUAAGUUCCAAGAGGACAAAACCAUGGGCUAACUUCAUCCCAACUUCCAGGUGUUUUGGACUUGGGACACCCAUAACGUGGGUAUGCUGAUGAUCCCUUGAUUUAAGUUCCAAGAGGACAAAAGUAUGGGUUAACUUCAUCCCAACUUCCAGGUGUUUUGGACUUGGGACACCCAUAACGUAGGUAUGCUGAUGAUCCCUUGAUUAAGUUCCAAGAGGACAAAGGCAUGGGUUAACUUCAUCCCAACUUCCAGGUGUUUUGGACUUAGGACACCCAUAACGUGGGUAUGCUGAUGAUCCCUUGAUUGUCUAGUUCCAACUUCAUCCCAACUUCCAGGUGUUUUGGACUUAGCACACCCAUAACAUGGAUAUGCUGAUGAUUCC